CUGACCCUGUGUAAAGCGGCAAGUCGACGCAUCGAGAGGUUGUCGGCCCAAGUCGCUGAUGAUGCAAUCCAUUUCACAGCUGCACAUCAAGGGCACAAAGGGCACAAGUGGUGGUGAAGUCGGCCGACGAUUCCUCGUCCGCACCAGCGGCUGGGCGGGCAUCUCGUGACUGAGCAAACUCCGAUGAUCACGGCUUGGGAUGCCGAACAGCCCUCGUCUUUGUCGUGGGCCCGCUACUGCAGCGCUCGUCCGAAGACUUGGCAGCCAUGGACAAGUCCUACCGUCGACUGACCAACCGCAGACUCGUCCAGCAGCUUUACCCGGUCUGGAUGUUCUGACAUCGUACCCAUGGGGAACGGGCCAUGAGUGGUCCACUACUCAGGGAAAGAGUCGGUUUAGAUCAAUUAUUAAACAAGGGCGGCGCUGGGAUUGGGGUCCCCGCAGCUCCCCAGGUCCGUGGCAGACGUCGCUCGUAGGGAAAAGUUCCCAGGGCAGCUUCUCCCCGCGAAUAUAUCUGCUGGUCCCUCCCCAGACCUUCAACCGUCUCAGAUUGCCCUCGCAUUCCCACCGCGCCCCGUUUGCUGGCAUAGAAGCUUGCUUUGGAGUUUCGCCGUUUACUGUACAACUCCAACUACUGUUGAUUCGUAUCUAAUACCCCCCCACCCACAAAUCAACAAUGGCUUCCGCUCAGGAACAAGUCCACGU
Molecule: messenger RNA, 705 nt
Organism: Westerdykella ornata
Lineage: Eukaryota; Fungi; Ascomycota; Dothideomycetes; Pleosporales; Sporormiaceae
Exons: 1
Coding region: 200-652 (150 amino acids)
Source: RefSeq, a predicted model, not a curated record